UUUCCUGUCAGGCAGCAGCAGCUCCGUGGAGACAUCCGUCAUAUGAUUGCAGUGAUAUGGAGGCGCAUUUCCUGAUGGCCUGAGUUAGACCAAAGAAAAUUCGUCUCGAGUCAUCAGAUUAUCAACGUUACAUCGUGCCAUGGAGAGAUUAGAGGCCACAUCAGAGCUCCAGUCGCGGCUGUCCUCCCUCUCCUUCUCGUCUUUUCCCGGAAUAACAUCCAACCAGUGCGACGACAGACCGCUGGACAGACUCCAGAAUACAAACCUUUCACAGAGCUGUGUCCAGUCUUCAAAGCGGGCCGAUAUGGAUCAGACCAAGGAGGAUUCAGGGCAACAUUGUGAGGGUAACGACGAGGCCCCAGCAGAGCCGGCCCUGGGGGAAGGAGGUGAGGAGAACAACAGCGCUGCGAGCUGUCAGCCCUCCGCUGAGAUGAAAGCCCAGAUGCCGCCCCUGAAACCCCCAACAACAUGGACAUCUGCUGCUCUGAAGGAGCUCAAGGCGAAACUUCGAACGGAGGACGACAGCAUGGUGACAGUGUACAGAGGCGACAUCAUGACGGUUCACGUGCCCACUGUCCCCGAGGCCAAGAAAGUGUGCUGGGAGUUUGCCACAGACGGUUAUGACAUUGGCUUCGGCAUAUAUUUUGACUGGACUCCCGUCACAAGCCGGUCCAUCACUGUGCACAUCAGCGAGUCAAGUGAUGACGAAGAGGAGGAGGAGGAGCUGGAAGGGCCCGUCAGUAACGGAGACGUGGAGAAGGGCUCCAAAACUCAAACCAACUCAAACUUGGCUGAAAUCCUACCCGUGUACCGCCAGGACAGUCACUUAUCCGUCCAGGGUGGGAGCCACGAUUUUCCAGGUGAAGGCACUUACCUCCUGAAGUUUGAUAACUCCUACUCACUAUGGCGAAAUAAAACUCUUUACUACAGAGUUUAUUAUAGUGCCUGAGAUGCCAGUUUAUGAAUGUAAAAUUUACAGGAAAAAUACUACUCUUAUGAACUAUUUUUGAUUCCAUACUUGGAAAAAAAAAGAUGAAGUUAUAAUAUAAAAGGGUAAAUAUUAGCAUAUCUAUUUUUUAUCACUUUAUCAGCUUGUGUUGCCACACUUUAUGAUCAGAUAGUUUUGAUUGCAACAUUUGCUCCAGUGUCUUGCAGAUAGCUAUUUGAAGAAGCCUUGCAUAUGUGCCAUGUUCCUGUGUAUGCACUGUGCUAUUUGGUCAAGUGCCCGUCAUAAAACGUAUAUUAUCUCCAGCCGUAACAUUUCUAUGGUAGCAGUGAUCAGGGAACACCUGCACAGAACAUAUAUUUCACCCGGCCAGGUGCUUAAUCAGCAGUGCUCUAAAGAAAUUGAGUUUUUCGUUGUUUGUUUGUAUGCGGACACAUUUUCUGAUUAUGUUGCUUGGUUGUUGUUGCGUGUAUUUAUCUCUCUGCUUUGUAUCGUAACUUAUUAUUAUUAUUUUUUUAAUCUGUGUUAAAUUUGAUCAUGUGACAGAAUAAUUAUGUUAUGCAAAUUCUGUACACAGAGCUGUCUGCUGUCAUCGUGGUGUGUCGGUAAAAGAUUUAAGAAUUGAAUGUACUGAAGCAAGCAGUUUUUCCAGAGUGUGCUUUUUAUGACACAAUUAAAAGCCAUCCCUUAUCACAUAAAGCUCUUAUUAUGUAAUAUAGAUUAAAUAUUUACAUUUGCCUCGCCUCUCCACCCUUUAAUUUACUGUUUCGGAGGCAGGGAGCAGUUGUAAAAUUUCAUCUAAAUGUGUUUUGUGCACAGGUCUAUGUAUGUGGAGGUCAGCGUGUUUGUUUUUGAAUGUCCUCGUGUGUUGGACAUACUUUGGAUUUAUGUUUCAUCCUGUUUUUAAAAUCGAUGCUUCUACCACACUCACUCGUGUGCAUGCUCCCAAAGAUGUCACAGAUUUGGCUGCUAAUGCUGUAUACAAUGUAAAGCAAACAGGUUUACAAAUGUAAACCUGUUGAAAGCCCCUCAUGUUUGCUGUACUGUACCUUUACUGUAAGGUCUGAUGACAUUUGUUCCUGAAAUUUAUAUUCCACAAUAAAGAGAAGAUUAUCUA
This is a messenger RNA of Plectropomus leopardus (leopard coralgrouper), 2063 nucleotides long. It is a transcript of the gene tmed8, whose product is annotated as transmembrane p24 trafficking protein 8. Gene Ontology annotation, cellular component: Golgi membrane. The record is from RefSeq and is a predicted model, not a curated record. NCBI's taxonomy places the organism in Eukaryota, Metazoa, Chordata, Actinopteri, Perciformes, Serranidae.